Messenger RNA from Penicillium coprophilum, 693 nucleotides. RefSeq lists its product as uncharacterized. The record is from RefSeq and is a predicted model, not a curated record. The transcript has 3 exons. Bases 1 to 693 code for a protein of 230 amino acids. Lineage: Eukaryota; Fungi; Ascomycota; Eurotiomycetes; Eurotiales; Aspergillaceae.
AUGCAUUCACAUGCUUUUACAAACUCCUCGCUUGAUGAUGGGCUUUCAGCAAUGUUACAGCAUAUUGAUAAUCGCCAGCUGGAUGUCUUUACCCCGGAGACAUCACUGGGUAAUAGUAAGGCCGGAGAAAGUAUCCGAAGCGAUACUGUCCAAACCCAGGAAUUGCGCGCAGAAUGUCACUGCGGUGACGUUUCUGUUUCUAUCGCUCGUUCAAGAAAGGAAUUCCUUGCUAGUCCUGCAGGCGAUGGAUGGGUUUUGUCAAGAGACAUGAGCAAGUGGCUUGCGGGUUUUGAUGUCUGUGAAGACUGUCACCUGGUGAGUUCUGGUGAGUUGAAUGUUCUAACUUGGAUCCAAUCAUAUAUUCCCGUUCCUGCCGGGGAUCUGAUUAUCAGGUCGUCGAAAAGUUACAAGUCGAGCGAAGAGGUACCACAGACAUUCUGUAGGACAUGUGGCGCAACGGUCCUCUAUAGCUGUACCGACCGGCCAGAGAUAGUUGAUGUGGCAAUUGAGGGAGCAAUGAUUGAGGAUUGGGCAUGGUGGAAUAGAAUCAGUUCCGGCGAUGAUGGAUUGAAGUAUGAUCCGGCCUUCAGUAGAGUGUUAAUUGAGGGACUGAAGGUAGGGAGUAGGAGAGGUAUGCCGGAUGACACCACGAGUGUAGUCUAUUCAAUGACUUUGGAAUCAUACAUGCUCUAA